AUGACUCAAUAUCCCAAAACGCAAGACAUUGAUAUAACAUCGUCCACACCACAGUCAUCUCGACCAAACGAUACCGAUUCUCCACCAAAUCUUACUGAUACUCCGCCAAACAUUACAAACUCUCCGCCAAAUGUUACUGAUACUCCAAUUAACGUCCAAGAUGUCCAAGACUCACAACCUCCACCAUAUGACCAAGUAGUUCUUCAAACUCCAAACGUCCAAGAAUCUCCUCAGAACAUACAUGCAACUCCGCAAAUUGUUCAACCACUUCAGCCACAUUUUCAACCAAACAUCAAUUCAACUUAUCCAUACACUUCUCAAUAUUUCUCCCAGCCAUAUCAACCGUAUCAACCCCCCAUUAUCUCUAAUGAUAACAAUACGAUCAGUAAUAACAGUGGGUCAACGAAUAAUCCGUCAACGCCUAGACGUGUAAUUAUUUCUAUUAGAACUUUCAUAUCUAUGGUAUUUAUACUAGUGUCCAUGAUACUUAUUAGAUAUUUUAGUUAUCUUAGUCAUUGGUACUAUAUCAUCCUUCUAAUUGCUCUCCUGAGUGUGAUUUUUCACAUUAUGAGAUUAAUCAAUGCACAUAAUCAUGGUGAAUUCUUUAUGAGGCAUAUUUUUAAUUAUGAAGUAACGAGAUUAAGAUUAUUGUGGAGUGUGUUAUCAUUUCUCGCAUACCUUAUAAUGUCAAUAGCUAUUAUUAAGAAUAUUGGAAUUAUCUCUCAAUUUUCCGUUUUAUCCAUUGUGAAUUUGUGUAUCUUUGCUCUUACAAUUCUAUGGGCUUUAUCUACUUCGCUUAUGUAUAUAGAAUAUAGACAAAAUCGUUACAAUAAUCGAUCUGUAGAUACUUCAAUGAUGACAACUGGUUAUGGAAAUAAUGUAGUAGCUAAUAGACAACAAAACGAUCCCGUUACAAAUGGUUAUGUAAUAAGUAGUGUUAAUAGUUAUGGUCAGAAUGAGUAUUAUGUCUUUAG
This is a messenger RNA of Racocetra persica, 974 nucleotides long. The record is from the annotation of a GenBank genome assembly. Lineage: Eukaryota; Fungi; Glomeromycota; Glomeromycetes; Diversisporales; Gigasporaceae.